Chlamydomonas reinhardtii is the source of this 3025-nucleotide messenger RNA. RefSeq lists its product as uncharacterized. Gene Ontology annotation, molecular function: methyltransferase activity; nucleic acid binding. The record is from RefSeq and is a predicted model, not a curated record. NCBI's taxonomy places the organism in Eukaryota, Viridiplantae, Chlorophyta, Chlorophyceae, Chlamydomonadales, Chlamydomonadaceae. Gene Ontology annotation, biological process: methylation. The transcript is spliced from 12 exons. Bases 283 to 2418 code for a protein of 711 amino acids.
CAAUUCCCACUUGCAUUGUGACCUGCUGAAUAGGGUUUGCAUCAUAUUGGACCGCAUUCCCGCCACCUCGUGAAACCGCUUUCUGACGGAGCGCCUCAUUGAGGACCUAGUCUCUGCCCUUUGUAGAAUGCCAUAAUUACUUAACUCAAAAUAUUUGUUGCAUAACUCCGUUCGCCAGUCCUGCGGCCAGCUCGGCCGCCGCAAAGUCACGAGAGUUAAUUUCUACGAAGCGCGGUCUGCCCAGUAUUCGUGACCGUUAGUCCUAAAAUGCUUAGAACGGGAAUGUCUUCGCUCCUGGGGAGGCAGCACGCCGGGCGGAGCAUGGUUUGCCGCCAGGCACUCCGGCCAGCCGCUGGAGGGCACCGCAGGGGAGCCAGUCCCCAGCUUCUGCGCUCGCAACCAAGGGGUGAAGAGUCUGCGCCCAGCGCAACGCCCAGCGGCUGGGUAUCCUUCUUCGCCACCUGCCACCCGGGCCUGGAGCAGGUGGUGGCCAAUGAGCUGUUGUCACUGGGGUUCAGGGGCGUGGAGCCCGGCAGGGCCGGAGUGUCGUUUGUCGCGCGGCGGCUGUCGGACGGCUACGCCGCGAACCUGCACCUGCGCGCUGCCAUCCGCGUGAUGGCGCUGUUGGCAGAGGGGGAGCUGGGGGCUGACCCACAAGCGGGGAAGCGGGGAGGACAGGCGCUGUACGACAUGGUGUAUGAGGCGGCGCCCUGGCACGACAUCAUCCCGCGCGGCGCCUCAUUCAGCGUGGAGCCGCGCCUGUGGAGCUGCACCGACAUCUCCACCACGCAGCUGGUCUGGUCGCGUGUCAAAGACGCCGUGUGCGACAACAUCCGGCAGCACAGGUCGGACAAGCCGGCGCCGCCUGAGAAGGGCAAGGUGGCGGACGUGCCCUUGUACGUCACCUGCUACAAGGACCACAUCAAGGUGUAUCGUGACAUGAGCGGCGAGUCGCUGCACCGGCGCGGCUACCGGGAUGUGAUGCACCGCGCGGCGCUGAAUGAGGCGGCGGCAGCGGGCGUUCUGCUCAUGUCGGGCUGGCGCCAGGCGCUGGAGGAGGCAGGAGACGGCGAGGGCCUGGUCCUGGCUGACCCCAUGUGCGGCUCAGGCACUCUGCUGAUUGAAGCGGCGCUCAUGGCGCGCGACAUCGCCCCGGGGCUCACGCGCUCCCUCAAGCUGCCCCCCGCUCCCACGGCCUCCUCGAGCUCCUCAGGCUCCUCUGCGCCUCGCGGCGGCGGCGGCGGCGGCGGCGGUGGCGGCGGCACGAGGCGCGAGGCUCCGCUGGCCGAGGGCGCCUGGCCGUUCCAGCACUGGGGCGACUACGACUCAGCGGCCUGGACGGAGCAGGUGGAGGCGGCGAGGGCGCGCGUGCGGCCGCCAUGGCGCGGCCGCCUCGUUGGCAUCGACGUUCACGAGGGCGCCCUUGGUCUAGCGGAGCGGCAAGCGCGCAAGGCGGGUGUGUACAACAUGCUGGAGCUCAGCCUGGCGGACUGCGGGCAGGUGGAACUGCCGGAGCCGCCCACACACGUGGUGUGCAACCCGCCCUGGGGCUCCCGCCUAGACGGCAGCAGCGGCAGCAGCAGCAGCAGCAGCGGCAGUAGCAGGAGCAGGAGGGUAUGGUCGGAGGGUCGCGACGACUGGGGCGAGGGCGGCGAUGGGGAGGAGGCGGAGGCUGAGGAGGAGUUCGGCGGGAGUGCCAGUGGGGGCAGUUUCAGGGGGCGGUACGAGCGUGCAGGGCCGGCAGCGGCGGCGGUCGCGCCGUCACCUGAGGGCGAGGACGCGUUCCUGGCUGCGGCGUGGAAGAGCCUGGACGGGUUCCUAUACCGGCAGUGCCCAGGCGCAUCCGCCUCCGUUAUCUCCGGCAACCCCGACCCCUUCAAGUACCUGAAGCUCAAGCCGCAGUCCAAGCACCGCCUGACCCUCAGUGGAAUGGAGGUUCAGGUGGCCGGGUACCAGAUACGCGACCUCGCGAGCCGCGCGGCAGCCGCUGCCGGGCCCCGGUUCGCGCCAGUGGAGGCGUCUGGACGAGACAGGCGUGGCGCUGCUUCCCGCGCCGGCGAUGAUGAGGCAGCGGCGGCCACCGCGGCGGCGACCAGCAGGCCCCAUGACAGCGCCGCGGAUGAGGUGCGGGAGGAGCAGGAGGAGCAGGAGCAGGGGGCGCCCAGGCGAGUGCUCACGCCCCGGGGACACGGCCAGCAGGAUAGCGAUGGGCAGCAGAGCUCGCCGCGUGCGACCUUCCGUCCUGUCGCAGCUUCAGCGGCCGCCGCGGCCUUAGGGUCUGCCCGUGCGCGGGCCACCGACAGGCGCAGGACGGCAGGCACCGCUACGCCGGCGGCCGCUCCGGCAGCAGCCGACGCGAUGCCGCCAGCUGCCAAUGUUCCAGACGCAUACGCCGAUGAUGGGUACUGGGAGAGCUAGUUGUUGGUGGGGCAGGGGCCUGUGCGCUGUAGGGCCGAAGCGGCGUUGGCAAGCAGGUGUGAUGCGUACGUAGCCCCGACCCUGGCGGUGGACCAGGAGGCGGCGCACGCCAGGACGGGAGCGGCGGAGGAGGUGGAGGAGGACGCAGGCGCGCGCGCCCGGCGCAGCGCUGCGAGCGGCGGCGGCAGCGGCGGCGGCAGCGGCGGCGGCAGGUGCUGCCGCCGGCGCUGCUGCUGCAGGUGCUUUGCAGCAGGGCGGCGGCGCGUAUGGCCAGAGAAGAGAGUUUUUGUAAAUAUGCCCCCGUACAUCCCGCCACCGAUCCCAAGUGGUCACAACGCAUGGGGCGAAGGCGGUCCCGUCGCUGGAUGCUGGCGGCUCAGUGCGGGUGGCGCGCGGCCCCUGGGCGAUAGGGGGGACCCAGGAGGCCACGGUGCUGUGAAGUGCGUUUGUAGUGAGCCGUUUGGUGGGAGCUUCCAUCUCAGUGAGGCGCAGCGUGUUAAGGGUUCCCUCUGCGGGUAUGCUUAUCGAAGAUGCUUACGUGCUUCGUACGUCUUUGGGGCUCUAACUCUGUCCAUGACCGUCACCUUGCAUGUAACCUCUUUCGCUA